AUGUGUGGAUUAUUGCUUGAGUUAUUGCGCACAACUCCUGGACGUUGGGCGUCCUGUUGGUGUCCAUGGGCAGCUGACGACUUCUUGAGCAUCGAGGGUAUAUCGUUGUCGGGAGUAAUCUUCAGAUCCCCGGUAGCGUUCACGUUUGUAGAUGAAAUAGAUGCCUUGGACAGAUCUGGACGGUCUGUCGGUUUGGAUGGAGGGAACACUGGCGAAACCACAUGGCGCGGACUCUUGGGUUUCUUUGGCUCGGAAGACUCCUGCGACGAGUCCAUUUUGUCGAGGAACAGUCCGCUCAACAGCGAACGCUUAAUGGUUGGAUUCUCUGGGUUUUUGUGA
Ogataea philodendri is the source of this 339-nucleotide messenger RNA. RefSeq lists its product as uncharacterized. Lineage: Eukaryota; Fungi; Ascomycota; Pichiomycetes; Pichiales; Pichiaceae. The coding region runs from base 1 to 339 and encodes 112 amino acids. The transcript has a single exon. The record is from RefSeq and is a predicted model, not a curated record.